AUGAAAUUCUAUCCCAUCACAGUUGUUGCUACUGCUACUGCUGCCUUUGCUAGCUUGGCAUGUGCGCAAUCUGAAGGCAAUACAGUGCAACCAGGUGCAGCAGCUUCUGCUGGCACUUACUCUUGCGAUCCCAAUGUCUGCAAACUUGCUAGUGGCUGUGUAUGUGCUUCCAAGAAUCCACCUAAUGGAUUAGCACCAAGUGACACACCUCAGUUUGUUACAGUGACAUUUGAUGAUUCCAUUCAACCUCAACUGUACAAGACAGCAAAGCGCAUGCUGAAUGUCACUAACCCCAAUGGCUGCUCAGGUCGUGGUACAUGGCAACGAGAUUGCAGAUCACACGUUCUCGCACGGUCUGCAGCUCAUUUGACUGGCUAUCCUGGUUCGCCCGAUCGUGCUCCCAAACUGGAUGGUCUAGUGUCUUUAAUCAAAACACUCUUAGAGAAGCCUGACGUAUGGUUUGUGACAAAUCAGCAAUUGCUGCAAUGGAUGAAGAAUCCUGUCAAAGCAUCUGAACUAGGAAAGCAAGACUACAUGCGUUGUGAACAGCCUGUUAUCGCCAAAGGGAUUUGUAACGGUCUUGACGAUGAUAACAAUGCCAAUGUUGACGAUGGCCUUUUAAACAGCUGCAACUUUGGUACAACUCCCUUCAAUACAUGCUUCAACUGCUCAAGCACGGCACCUACAUUAGAUACACCCAAGCCUGCCACGGCAGCUCAAAAUGGCUCAGCUGGGUUCCGUUAUCCUCUUCCCAAUAACUGCAACACAAAAUGGUGGGAUCCUAUUGGAAAUUCCUGCCUCUGCACAUCCACCGAAUGUCAAUACAAGGACACUGCUGUACCUGUCAACCGGACAGACGGCAGUAAUGGCAUUGCUACCAACAAAUCAGGCUCGUCCAAUGCUGCCAGUAAUGGCAUGCAUAAUCAACUGGAAAAUGCCAUCUUUGUUACCAUUGCAAUUGUAGUGUCAUUACUAUUUUAG
Molecule: messenger RNA, 981 nt
Organism: Mucor velutinosus
Lineage: Eukaryota; Fungi; Mucoromycota; Mucoromycetes; Mucorales; Mucoraceae
Exons: 7
Coding region: 1-981 (326 amino acids)
Source: RefSeq, a predicted model, not a curated record